Hippopotamus amphibius kiboko is the source of this 665-nucleotide messenger RNA. Its product is annotated as coiled-coil domain-containing protein 25-like. The transcript has a single exon. The coding region runs from base 63 to 665 and encodes 200 amino acids. Lineage: Eukaryota; Metazoa; Chordata; Mammalia; Artiodactyla; Hippopotamidae. The record is from RefSeq and is a predicted model, not a curated record.
CAGAGCGUCCAGGGUUGAGUGCUGCUGCUCCGCGCUGGAGUCGCCGUGCUGCCUCCGGAAUCAUGGUGUUCUACUUCACCAGCAGCAGCGUUAACUCAUCUGCUUACACUAUUUACAUGGGAAAGGAUAAAUAUGAAAAUGAAGAUCUGAUAAAGUAUGGCUGGCCUGAAGAUAUUUGGUUUCAUGUGGACAAACUCUCUUCGGCUCAUGUAUACCUUCGAUUACAUAAGGGGGAAAAAAUAGAAGACAUUCCAAAGGAAGUACUGAUGGACUGUGCCCAUCUUGUGAAGGCCAAUAGCAUUCAAGGCUGCAAGAUGAACAACGUCAAUGUGGUUUACACCCCGUGGUCUAACCUGAAGAAGACGGCCGACAUGGAUGUGGGACAGAUAGGCUUUCACAGGCAGAAGGACAAGAAAAUUGUGACAGUAGAGAAGAAAGUGAAUGAGAUCCUGAACCGAUUAGAAAAGACCAAAAUGGAGCGGUUCCCAGACCUAGAGGCAGAGAAAGAAUGCAGAGACCGUGAAGAGAGGAAUGAGAAGAAAGCGCAGAUUCAGGAAAUGAAAAGGAAAGAAAAGGAAGAGAUGAAGAAGAAGAGGGAGAUGGAUGAACUUAGGAGCUAUUUGUCACUAAUGAAAGUUGAGAAUAUGUCUUCAAAUCAGGCAUAA